AUGAAAGUCGCAGGUUCAAUUCUCGCAUUACUGCGCAACAGACUACCAACUGCACCUCUACAUCCAGUGACUGCAGCGGAGCUUCUGUGUGAGCUUCAUCCAUCUGAAGAUCGAGUUGUGUCCGCCCAUCUUGUGGGAUGUGUGGAAGGGAAUGGUGUUUUGCUAUCGCUUCCCGUCCUACUCGGCCUCAUUCGACGCGGUUACUCCGACUCCUUAAAAUCGUUUGGUAGUUCUGCACUUAGUCAAUGGGGACCAAUGGAAGAAACAAUUUUUACUGCACUGUGGGUGCAGCUGCGAAGCCAGCGGGAAAGUUUAGUUGAAGUUGGAAGUGGUCCGGAUGCCACAGACGGGAUCGGUGAGAGUGAAGCCCAAGUGUCAGCACCGGAGAGACUCCACGCAGAUUCCUGUCUCCUUAUUGAGAGGAUGAUGCUUUUGAUGAUUAGCCUGGGAAAAUUUGUGCUUCACUCAACACUCACGCUGAAGGGUGUUCGCCUUCAGCUCUUAGCUGAAGCACUGUCACCACUAUGCGAUGCUGUCGAAUCAGCAUGGUGUCGCAUGGCAGAAGCCAGGAAUGCUGGUGAAAUCCCUUCUGAAAGAUUGCUGGACAUCAGUAAGUUGGUGGCAAGGUGUGUUCAUAUAUACGGAAAGUAUUUUGCGGCGUAUCAUCACAUAUUUUGUGCAAUUUUAUUUACUGGUGUUGAAGCAUCCCGAAAACUACUCGAGGCGCAGCUACCCUUGACCGAUCGCGAAACACUCGCACGCGUACGUUCAGCUCGUGAUGUGCUACUGGAGGUCAAGCCGCUGUUGACGGGACUGUUGGUUCGUGCUUCCUCUCGAGAAACUCAGAGGUACGUUACGGAAGUUGAGGAGUGGUUGGAAAUGAUUGUCAGUCUCGUUGAAACGCCUGUCCUGAAGGCCGUUGGCCUGCAACUGAGAAGUCAUAUCUGUAGUUUGGGCUCCUCUGGCAAUGUAGAUAACAGUGAAAUUCUCGGCGCGGAGUUGAGAAAUUGUUACAUUGUGAUGAUGCACACAGCAGCGGUUUUGCUCGCAAUGCGCUUUCACCGCAACCGAUUUUUUGAGGAAUGCAACUUCUGUGUGCGUGCGAAUAAUUUGAUUGCUCAGGGCCUGAAAACGAUAUGGUGGAUGCUAGACACCAUUACCAUGUCCAUGGGGUCGCCAAAUAAGGCUGUAGAGCUGCAGGAUCUCCACUCCGAAGACAGCGUAACGUGGUGUGAGUGGGGAAACUGUUGCGAGGUAGCGGAAGUUGUUCGUAGGUUUUUCCCCCUUUAUAGCGAUGACGCUCGUGUGUCUAAGAUGGCCUUGACAAACCCUUAUUUCUGCGUGUCUCACCACCCUCCGGUAAGUGAAAUAACUAGCGUUCUUCUGCGCAUACUUCGUGCGGCGUGUCAUCGUCUCGCUAGGUCUGUUGCUGGUGAUGGUGAUUUGCAGUGCUCUACUGUUCCUUUCGUCGUUUUUCUUCAGAUUGUACGGGCUGCACUCAGUUGGGGAGAUGCAUGUCAUGAAGAUGGGGGACUCUCCCCGAGUUUUGUAUGGUCGACCAUCCGUGCAACUUUACCCCGUCAGCUUCAUGCAUCCUCACCGCCACUUUGGACUGUGUUGGUGUUACUGGAAGAUCUUGGCGCCUCCGCAUAUUUCUGUGCAUAUCAUUGCCGGGUGAAGUUGAGCAUUGAAGACAGGACUGUAAUUGAUGCAAUGAAGGAAAUGUGUGACAACUGCUUGGCGUAUCUGAACAAGCGUUACUUAUGCGAUGAUGACCUAGCUGAUGCUGAUGUUAUUUGUCGUGUUCUCCAUACCCUCGCCGCACUGAAAACGAGGGAAAGAGACCAGUCCACGCUCUUUGGAGGAGACCUUUUUUCUAGACAUUCCACCCUAAUGAAUCAUUUAAGGAAGCAGCUUGUGCCACUGGACCAAGGUGUGCUGCGUCGCUCGGGUGGUUCAUCCACGAGCUCAAGCCGUACGGGAAUAAACAAUCUGGCAGGUGAUCCUCAAGGUGGGGACUUUCAUGGAGGUGCUUACUGGUUCAUCUGUAGUGCGUGCGAAACGAAUAUUCUUUGGCAGAAAGGUACCGCGUCAAUUAGCUCCCCGAGCAGUUGCCACUGCUGGAUGCGACGCAAUGACCCAGUUGAGGCUGUGGUAGCGUGCAUAGAGCUGUUUCUUCCAUUACUUGGACAGGAAGAUAGGGUUGGAGACCACGAGCAUUUUAUGGAGGAUGCUUAUCCUACUUUACGGUCUGUGUACAAUGCUGCCAUCCUUAGUUAUUGCACCACGACUCCUUUGUGCGGUAGCUUGGGAUCCGAUGAACUUUUUUCUUCAGAUUGUGCCCUCCCAUCAAAAUAUGGGACCGGUAGUGAACGCCAACCCCUGGCGCCUACAGCAUUCCUCGUGGAGUGUCACCAGUAUCUUCUGUUGCUUUACCCAACUGCAAUGCAGCCGCAGCAUGCGUAUCGGAUAUUGAGGGUUAUGCUAACUACCUCACCACUUCUUUUUGCCCACACACCGCAAUUGGCGCGCUUCCUUUUCCGUUGCCUUAUUCCAGUGGAAAGGGGCAGAAGUACAAGCGCCCACGACUUCAUUGAGAGUUGCGAUCCCCAAGAGUUGUGGCAGGUUCUUUUGUGUGCCUGUGCCACUCAGGUUGCGUGCGCUGGGUGUAAAACCUCGUCAAAUAAUGUUCGUCGCGAUGAGGGAGGCAAAGUGCCGAUCAUACCCUCAAGCAUUUGGAGUGAAGAUGCUGAAAUUGUUUUUGGUGUUUUGUACGACGUUGGCAACAGUGAUGUGGGAGAUAACGACACGUUUCUUACCAUACGAGGGCAUGUGGUUCGUAGGGCGAUGGAGAUUCUACAUGCACAGGGUCUUUAA
Trypanosoma brucei brucei TREU927 is the source of this 2877-nucleotide messenger RNA. RefSeq lists its product as hypothetical. Lineage: Eukaryota; Euglenozoa; Kinetoplastea; Trypanosomatida; Trypanosomatidae. The record is from RefSeq and is a predicted model, not a curated record. The transcript has a single exon. Bases 1 to 2877 code for a protein of 958 amino acids.